AUGACAAAUUUUUCUAAUCAUUCAUUACCAAUCAAUACACGUUUACAAUCAUUAGAUUAUUUAAGUUCAGUUACAGAACAAUUAAGAAAAGAUACAAUUGAUAAUGAUGUUUUAAAUUCAAAAGAAAAUCAAGAUAAACUUGAUCAAAUUGUUCAUAAAACUUUAGCAAAUAUUGAAUUAGAUGAAGAUGUUAUGGAAGUUUAUAAAACUGAUCUAUUACGUUAUCAUCAUAGUUUAGUUAUUUAUCUUAACGAAUUAAGUUUAAGUGAUCAAACAACAAGUCAUUAUGCAAAAAUGUUUCAUAUUGGUCAAUGGAUUUGUGAUAUAAAUUUAACAGUCAAAUGUUUAACUUAA
Messenger RNA from Rotaria sp. Silwood1, 354 nucleotides. Lineage: Eukaryota; Metazoa; Rotifera; Eurotatoria; Philodinida; Philodinidae. The record is from the annotation of a GenBank genome assembly.